Molecule: messenger RNA, 1952 nt
Organism: Lutra lutra (Eurasian river otter)
Lineage: Eukaryota; Metazoa; Chordata; Mammalia; Carnivora; Mustelidae
Gene: BECN2
Product: beclin 2
Exons: 1
Coding region: 1-1299 (432 amino acids)
Biological process (GO): late endosome to vacuole transport; autophagosome assembly; cellular response to nitrogen starvation
Cellular component (GO): phagophore assembly site; phosphatidylinositol 3-kinase complex, class III, type II; phosphatidylinositol 3-kinase complex, class III, type I
Source: RefSeq, a predicted model, not a curated record
AUGUCUUCCAUCCGCUUCAUCUGCCAGGGCUGCAGGCAGCCCAUGAAGUUGGAUCAGUUCAUGGGGACCUUGGAUCCUGAGACCACCCAAGAAUCUGCAGCUUCCACAUUCACCUCAGCUCAGCAGGAGCCAGGAGAAACCCUAAAGCAUGGCCCUCCCACCAAGGCAGAGACAGACAGUGAAAAGCUGCAGGAUGGUGCCUCCUGUUCUACCCACCCUGGCGAUGGCAAGAUGUCAAGGGACACUUCUAACAAGUUCAUCUUGCUUGGAAAGUUUGACUCUGCAAGAACACUCACUAACAUCCAGAAGACUAUUAGGGACAUUUUUGACAUCCUCACUGGUGAAAAAGAUAUGGACCAUCCGCUUUGUGAGGACUGUACUGACAAACUUUUAGAGCAGAUAGACACCCAACUCGUUAUUGUAGAAUCUGAGAACCAGAGCUACAAAUAUUGGAUGGGGAGGAUAUGUGAGGAGGAGACAAAGACCCUGCAGGAGGAGCUGGAGGGCCUGGAGCUGGAGGAGGCGAGGCUGGUCCAGGAGCUAAAGGAGGUGGAGAAGAACCAAGAAAGAAUAGCAGAAGAUCUUGAGGCAGCCCGGGCAGAGACCAAGAUGCUGGACCAGCAGGACGAGCAGUACUGGAGGGACUACAGUUACUUGCAAUGGCAGCAACUGGAACUGCAGGACGAGCUGGAGAGCAUGAAGAACCAGCUGAGACAUGCCCAGAUCCAGUGGGGCCGGCUGAAGAAGACCAGUGUCUUCAGUGCCACCUUUGAGAUCAGGCAUGAUGGUCCUGUGGGCAUCAUCAACAGCUUCAGAUUGGGCUGCCUCUCCACCACCCCUGUGAGCUGGAAGGAGAUUAACAUGGCCUGGGGCCAGACAGCCUUGCUGCUCCUUGCCCUGUCCAAUAAGAUUGGGCUGGAGUUUCAGAGGUAUCGACUCAUCCCCUGUGGAAACCGGUCCUAUCUGAAGUCUUUAACAGAUGACCCUGUUCAGCUGCCAUUGUUCUGUAUCGCAGGACAGAGAACUUGCUCACAAGUCAAAUUUGACCAGGCAAUGAUGGCUUUUUUGGACUGCAUGCAGCAGUUCAAAGAAGAGGCUGAGAAAGCCAAGUGGGGUCUUUGCCUGCCCUACAGGAUUCAUGUGGAGAGUGGCCUAAUGGAAGACUCUGGAAGCAGCGGUGAGUUCUAUUCAAUCAAGACCCACUUAAACUCAGAGGAACAGUGGACAAAGGCACUCAAGCUCAUGCUUAUAAAUUUUAAGUGUAGUCUCGCUUGGGUCUCUUUAAGAUACCAAGAAUAACUUGUUCUUUUAUGAGGGAGAGGGAGUUUUUUUUUGCUUUAAAAUAUUUUAUUUGAGAAAAGUAUCAGAAAUUGUAAAAUUGAAAGAUAUAACAUGCUUAUAAUUUUAAAGAUAAAUGGCAACCCAAACAUUAAUUGUUCAGAGCAAACCAAAAGCCAUUACUAUUUUUCCCUGCAUGUCUUUGUCCUCCCUUCCUUGUACUUUCCUGUUCCCUCCUUCCCCACCCCAACAAACAUCCAAAAUGGCAGCAAAGAUUGAAUUACAAGAUGACCAGAUUAGAUGUGUUACUAGUACAAAAAAAGGAUCAAGAGAUGCUGAGGGAAAGCACAAGGGUGGGGCUGAGGGAAGGGGGUGGUGAGGAGAAAGCGGAGUCUUCAUAAUGGUAUUUGGGCCACUAAUGUAUGUAGAGGGACUUUCGCAGGGAGGGUGGAUAUUCAAAGAUACUAUGUUUUUGCAGCUGUGUGCAAUGUAAACCCCUCCUUCAUCUCUGAAGAGCUUUCAGUAAAAUUCUACAUGUUCUUUAGUGAUUUAAAAGUGAGAAGUGUGUCAUAUUGGGUUGUGCCCUUAUGUUGAGACUGACCUGGUGGGGGUGUGGCCAAAGAGGACUGGUAACAUCUUGGUUGAUAGGCCCAUCCACUCAUCAGUUGAGAGUC